This is a messenger RNA of Thyridium curvatum, 2568 nucleotides long. RefSeq lists its product as uncharacterized. The transcript is spliced from 2 exons. NCBI's taxonomy places the organism in Eukaryota, Fungi, Ascomycota, Sordariomycetes, Thyridiales, Thyridiaceae. The coding region runs from base 1 to 2568 and encodes 855 amino acids. Gene Ontology annotation, molecular function: GTP binding; GTPase activity. The record is from RefSeq and is a predicted model, not a curated record. Gene Ontology annotation, biological process: translation.
AUGUCGCGCCAUCGCGCAUAUCAGAAUUAUGAUUACCAGAAUGAUCUCGACGAGUAUGAAGGAGGUUAUUCAGACGAGGAUGAAGGGGAGCAGCUCAGCCCUGAAGAUCAAGCUCAGAUGAACGAGGCCACGACAGAGGUCCAACGGGCACUGGGGAAUGAGGCGAGCAAGGUCACAGUUAAGCAGAUACAGGAGGCGCUAUGGCAUUACUACUACGACGUGGACAAGUCGGUCACAUAUCUACUCAGCAAAUACAUCGCUCCACCGCCAGCAAAGCCUGCCAAGCCCAAGGGACCGAAGCCAGAGAGCGCAGGUAAGCAUCUUUUUCUCCUUGAUCGUGCCCAGCAGCCAAGUGGCCGUCUUUUGUUCCGCCGAAGCAGACCAGCGAGCAUCAUUGGCAUCCCGGAGGACUCCGAAUCUCUACCCGAAAAGGUCAGGCCCACCUCGUUGACAAUGUCCGAAGGAGCCUGUCACCGCGGACUAGAGUCCAACCGCAUGUCUUUUGCCGCCUUCUUUAGCGACAUGCCGUGGCUCAAUAUCCCCAAGGAUAGAGAGGCAGUCUUGACCGCUCCGAGCCGGCCUCGUGGCGGCUUGUUGGGUGGUGGCACGGAACCCAAAGUUUCCAAACUUCAAGCGCUGGCAGCCGCGCGGAAAAAGAAGGCCGGCGAGAAGAAGUCGGAAGAAAAGGUGCUAGGCACUCAAGAAAAGAUGGAAAAGCUUUCCAUACAAGAAAUUGGGUCAAGCUCGACGCAACACCAAGAUUUCAAACAUCACCCGGAAAAGACAUCGGCUAGCAGGCCCUUACGAGGCGAAAACACCAGACCAGCCUUUGGGGGUCUAGCAAAGCGGCGCAAGCUCGCCCAGGAUCAAGACCUCGAGUCUGGUCCCCCUUCUAGCCAUGUAUCGCAAUGCACGCCUCCAGUUGACCUUCAACAAAUGUCGCCAACCAUGGACGCCGACGUUCCUUCCUACGCAAAGCCCUUGGAAGAUGCUGAGCCGCUUCAGGCAGCUCCAUCCGCGUUUGCAAUGACUCUCACCGGAUCUGCUUCAGCUAAACAAAGACGCUCGCCCUCUCAGCAGUUCUUCCUCCCUCCCUAUAUGGCCUACCACCCUGAUUUGGCAUCUGCAUUCUCCGGGCCUUCCCCUGAUGAUGUGGUGUUGAAUGCGCAAGCGAAAGCCGGCAAGCCAAAAACUGCCCCUGUGAAGAAGAAGGGUGGCGGUGACGAUAAAGUUGACAGCGCCACGAACGGUGUCAAGACCCUCAAAGUUGACGAUACGCCUCUUCCUAAGAGCAAGAACCUCAAUGUUCUUCAGGAGUUUGAGAAGAAGAAGAGUAAAAAGACCGCCAGUUUCGUUGUGGUCGGUCACGUCGAUGCUGGUAAAAGCACGCUGAUGGGCCGUUUGCUUCUUGAUUUGAAAGUUGUCGACCAAAGGACGAUCGACAAGUACAGGAAGGAAGCAGAAAGCCUCGGAAAGUCGUCUUUCGCUCUGGCAUGGGUUUUAGACCAGGGCACCGAAGAACGGUCUCGAGGUGUUACGAUUGAUAUCGCCACCAACCGUUUCGAAACCGAGACCACAUCAUUUACGAUACUUGACGCUCCGGGUCAUCGCGACUUCAUUCCGAAUAUGAUUGCCGGUGCAAGUCAAGCAGACUUUGCGAUAUUGGUGAUCGAUGCGAGCACCGGCGCCUUCGAAUCAGGUCUCAAGGGCCAAACACGAGAGCACUCGCUGCUCAUCCGGAGUAUGGGUGUAUCACGGGUCAUCGUUGCCGUGAACAAGCUCGAUACGGUCAGGUGGUCACAAGAGAGGUUUGACGAGAUCUCUCACCAAGUAUCCGGUUUCCUUUCUGCGACAGGAUUUCAAACCAAGAACAUCAGUUUCGUCCCCCUCUCAGGUCUCCACGGCGACAAUAUUGUAAAGCGAUCAGACGAUCCUGCAAUAUCGUGGUACAAAGGUCCGACUCUGAUUGAGGAAUUGGAGAAUUCAGAGCCAAUGGCUCGCGCCCUACACAAACCACUUCGUAUGACGGUGUCCGAAGUCUAUAAGACCGCGCUCAGCCCAUUGACCAUCUCAGGGCGCGUGGAUGCUGGAUCUCUCCAGAAUGGAGAUGCCCUCUUGGUCCAGCCUUCUGGAGAGAAAGCCUACGUCAAGGCGCUUGAGCUCGACAUGGAGCCCGUGGACUGGGCUGUUGCUGGCCAGAACGUCGUCAUUCACCUCUCCAACAUCGAUCCUAUCCAUGUUCGGGUGGGAGACAUCAUUUGUGACCCGAACAAUCCUGUGAGCUGCAUCGACACGUUCACCAUGAAAGCCCUUGCAUUCGAUAUCUUGAUGCCGAUGCAGGUGGACGUUCACCGGGGUCGGUUGCAUACCGGUGGUCAAAUACAGGAGAUCACUGCAAUCUUGAACAAAACAACAGGGGCAGUCAUCAAAAAGAAGCCGAAGAUUGUCAAGCCAGCCAAUGUUGCAAGGAUUGUUGUCAAGAUGGCGUCCAAAGUGCCAUUAGAACCUGGACAGAGGGUCGUCCUUCGCAGUUCUGGGGAGACAGUCGCUGCUGGCUUGUUGGAGUAG